UCCCAUUGAUCAUCGCUCUCUACCGUGUAGUCUUCUACCUCGGUGCAGUUAGUCCUAAUUGCAGCUGUUCAGCAACAAAUUCAAAGCAACGUUUUUGAAUAUUUCCUCCGAACAUGGCUUACACAACUGCGGGUGGGACCAAGAAGAAGGUCUGCUACUACUAUGACGGCGACAUAGGUAAUUAUUACUAUGGACAAGGACAUCCCAUGAAACCCCAUCGUAUCCGGAUGACUCACAACCUACUUCUAAACUAUGGACUGUACAGGAAAAUGGAGAUCUAUAGACCACACAAAGCCACUGCAGAAGACAUGACAAAAUACCAUAGUGAUGACUAUAUCAAGUUUCUCCGAUCUAUACGGCCAGACAACAUGUCAGAAUUUAGCAAGCAGAUGCAGCGAUUCAAUGUUGGGGAGGACUGUCCUGUGUUCGACGGCUUGUUUGAGUUCUGUCAACUAUCUGCUGGUGGCUCUGCUGCUGGUUCAGUGAAACUGAACAGACAGCAGACGGACAUUGCUGUGAACUGGGCAGGAGGACUCCACCAUGCGAAGAAGUCUGAAGCCUCUGGGUUCUGCUAUGUGAACGACAUUGUGCUGGCCAUCCUGGAGCUACUCAAGUACCACCAGAGGGUGCUGUACAUUGAUAUAGACAUCCACCAUGGAGAUGGGGUGGAGGAGGCUUUCUACACCACAGACAGGGUCAUGACUGUGUCUUUCCAUAAAUAUGGGGAGUAUUUCCCUGGAACCGGAGACCUCAGGGAUAUUGGAGCUGGAAAAGGCAAAUAUUAUGCUGUCAACUUCCCACUGAGGGAUGGCAUUGAUGAUGAGUCAUACGAGCAAAUUUUCAAGCCUGUGAUGGCCAAGGUGAUGGAGAUGUACCAGCCCAGCGCAGUGGUUCUUCAGUGCGGUGCAGACUCUCUUUCUGGAGAUCGCCUCGGCUGCUUUAACCUCACCAUCCGCGGACAUGCCAAGUGUGUGGAAUACAUGAAAUCCUUUAACCUCCCGCUACUCAUGCUGGGUGGAGGAGGAUACACCAUCCGCAACGUGGCCCGCUGCUGGACCUAUGAGACUGCUGUGGCUCUGGACACAGACAUCCCUGAUGAACUGCCGUACAAUGAUUAUUUUGAGUACUUUGGGCCUGACUUCAAGCUGCACAUCAGCCCCUCCAACAUGACCAAUCAGAACACACAAGAGUACAUGGACAAGAUAAAGCAGCGGCUGUUUGAGAACCUGCGGAUGCUGCCUCAUGCUCCUGGAGUUCAGAUGCAGGCCAUCCCAGAGGAUGCCAUCCCAGACGACACGGUGGAUGAGGACACAGAGGAUCCUGACAAACGCUUGUCUAUUCGCGCCACUGAUAAGAGGAUAGCCUGUGAUGAAGAGUUCUCUGACUCCGAGGACGAAGGGGAGGGAGGCAGGAGGAAUGUCAUCAACCACAAGAAGGGAGCCAAAAGGCCCAGAGUGGACGAGGACAAAAAGGAAGGGGAGGAGAAGACAGCUGAUAUAAAGGAAGAAGAGAAGACGAAGGACAGCAGUACUGAGAAGACCAACUCAAAAGGUGUGAAGACUGAGCAGACCAGCAGUGCCUGAAGAGAGCUCUUUAUCCACAUACAUGAUUUGACCGGUGCUGUCUACCCCCAAGGAUCCAACUGUUCACUGAAAUGCCAUCAGCAGCAUUAUAUUUAUUAUGACUAUUUUCUACUUGUAAAUCUCUUGUGAGUUGUCUCUUUGUGUAGUGCCUCAGUUUGAUUCUCCACUCUAAAUCGCCAUACUCCAUCAUUUGAUACUAUUUGAACCAUGAUUCCAAUGUGCUUGAUCUUCUGAAGGAAACAUCAGCUUAUAUGCUAUAUGGCAACUGUGGGUAAACCAUUAGAGAAACUUAGGGGGACUUUAUGGUUAAAUUUUGAUAUUCUGAAUUUGUCAAUAAAACUUUUUAUACCAUUUCCUUGA
This is a messenger RNA of Mugil cephalus (flathead mullet), 1943 nucleotides long. RefSeq names its product histone deacetylase 2. Gene Ontology annotation, molecular function: histone deacetylase activity. NCBI's taxonomy places the organism in Eukaryota, Metazoa, Chordata, Actinopteri, Mugiliformes, Mugilidae. The record is from RefSeq and is a predicted model, not a curated record. Bases 114 to 1583 code for a protein of 489 amino acids. The transcript is spliced from 14 exons.